CAGCGCGAGGCUUCCGGCAUCCAGCCGUGCUCGAAUUCCGCCGUAUGGUAGUGGCAACGACAUCUCAGACAGCGGUCGUCUCCAUCCUUGUUAUCGUCGUCACUUCAGCUUUGUACAACAUGCUUUUCUCUAGAAAGUGGGAUCCUCGCGGCAAGCACUGUCUUAUCACUGGGGGCUCGCGAGGGACAGGCCUUGCAUUGGCUAUCCUGCUAGCAAAACGGGGUGCUCACGUUUCCAUCGUUGCCCGAGAUAAGCCCAGACUAGACAAAGGUCUUGAAGAGCUCGAGCGAGUGCGCCAGGACCCAAAACAGAUAUUCCGAGCAUAUUCCUUCGCUGUCGACUCAGAAAUCGGAUCGGCCGCCGCAUUAAAGGCCGCCGGAGAACCGCACGGUGGGCGAUGCCCCGAAGCUCUGUUUCUCUGUGCCGGCGCAUCGCGCCCAGGGUUCUUCAUCGAUCAAACAGAAGAGUCCUUCAUGGGCGGCAUCCAGAUGACUCUCGGCGCACAAGCGUUCACGGCUCUCGCGGCUACUAAAGAAAUGGUCCGGCAAGGGGUCAAGGGCAAGAUCGUGUUUGUCUCUUCGAUUCUGGGACUCAUGUCGUUUGUUGGCUAUACCACCUAUGCUCCCGGGAAGUUCGCUAUUAGAGGCCUGGCGGAGACUCUGCGUUCGGAAUUGAAGAUGUAUGGAAUCGACGUUCACGUGGCGUUCCCCGCGACGAUCCUUUCACCAGGCCUGGACGAGGAGAACGAGGUCAAGCCAAAGGUCACCCUGAAGAUCGAGGAGACAGAUAGCGGUAGCCCUCCGGAGGAUAUCGCCGCGGGUAUUCUGCGAGGCGUCGAGAAGGGUUCCUUCCAUAUUACAAUGGAUUUCUUCGGCGAUGUGUUCCGCGCGACCGCCGCUGGUGCGUCUCCACGGCAUAACCCGUUCCUAGACAUCUUGUAUGGGCUCAUCGGCUACAUUGCGCUACCCUUCUGGCGCAAGUCGAUAGACGCGCAAGUCGCCGCACACGCAGACGAGCAUCGCGAGUACUGCCACACAAAGGGUUACUUGUCCUGAGCGUACCUUAGCUCAGUUUAUGGCACGCUACAUGUGCUCGAAUUUCAAUCUGACCUUCAUUUCUACUCCUGUGUCCGAGAAGAGCGCAAUAGACAAGGGCGUAUAUCUGUAAGCAUCAUCCCCGAUGUUAGCCUACUCGGAACCACAUUCUGCUUACAUACACAUCCCCUUAAUGAACCUCAACGCC
This is a messenger RNA of Dichomitus squalens LYAD-421 SS1, 1242 nucleotides long. RefSeq names its product oxidoreductase. Bases 120 to 1055 code for a protein of 311 amino acids. The record is from RefSeq and is a predicted model, not a curated record. Gene Ontology annotation, cellular component: endoplasmic reticulum membrane. The transcript has 7 exons. NCBI's taxonomy places the organism in Eukaryota, Fungi, Basidiomycota, Agaricomycetes, Polyporales, Polyporaceae. Gene Ontology annotation, molecular function: 3-dehydrosphinganine reductase activity. Gene Ontology annotation, biological process: sphingolipid biosynthetic process.